Messenger RNA from Ambispora gerdemannii, 262 nucleotides. Lineage: Eukaryota; Fungi; Glomeromycota; Glomeromycetes; Archaeosporales; Ambisporaceae. The record is from the annotation of a GenBank genome assembly.
CUUUGAUAAGAUGUCGAGAGAAAAAAAUUCUUUGGCCAAGAAACGUGAUCAUGCAUCUUUAAAUAAUCCGUCUAACUCAAACAAAAAAGAGCAACUUUCUACUUCAAAAAAGCGAAUAGUAUCUAAAAAAAAUAAUACAGUCACGAUAAGAGAAAAACAUGAUAAUGAUACAAAUAUAUUAAUGUCAAAAAUCACGACUAGCAACAAUUCUUCCACGUUAAAAACAAAAAAAAUUCGUGUGAUUGCUGGUAGUUAUGAGUGA